This is a messenger RNA of Linum trigynum, 940 nucleotides long. Lineage: Eukaryota; Viridiplantae; Streptophyta; Magnoliopsida; Malpighiales; Linaceae. The record is from the annotation of a GenBank genome assembly.
CUUUGAAGUUGGCGACUGGGUGUGGGUGCAUUUGAGGAAGGAGAGGAUUCCCUAGCAGAGGAAAUCAAAGUUGAUGCCCCAAUGUGAUGGUCCUUUCCAGGUGGUUUCGAAGAUUGGAAGCAACGCCUACAAGAUCGACUUGCCGGGAGAGUAUGGAGUAAGUGCAACGUUUAAUGUUUCUGACCUUGCACCUUAUUUGGAUGGCAAUUCGGAUUUGAGGGCAAAUACUUUUGAAGAAGGAGGGGCUGAUGAGGACAUCAGUUGGCCAGUCACACGUGCUAAGGCAAUGACGUUGAAGGAGAAGCUUGCGACAUAUUUGGAGAGCUACUUUGGAUCCAUGGACGUGGAGCUAUUUCGAGGGAAGCCAUAUAUGAUGAUUCGAGUGGAGGAAGAAGGAGGAAGUGUUGAAGAGAAGGCAGAUUGCAAGAAGCAGCCUUAACGGGUUUGCUUAACGGGUCCAGCCUUAAUGGGUCCAGGCUUAACGGUUUGGGAUUAACGGGAUUGCUGGGCUAUUUUCGUGUUUCCUUGUUUUAAAGUCGGUUUAUGAUUGUUUUUCCAUGUUUGAUUCGGAUUUGGGUUGUACUUUGCCUAUUUAAAGGGCUGAACACGUUGGUUUGCCCUUAGACGGUUAUUAUUGAAUUUCAGAGGCUAUUGCCGAGUUCCCUACCUGGAAUUUGCCUAAUUACUCUGUCGAGAAUCUCCAGAGUGCUAGAGCGACUCUUAACAGCUAGGUAUUCACCCUGGUUGUGGCGAGCUACCCAUAUCAAUUGCCCUUUAUUCCAAGUUGAAUCUGUCCGAUCGAUUCAUAUAUCGAUUGCCCUUAUUCACGGGUGAGUACUGUCCGAUCGAUUUCCAUCCUAUCCGGUUCUGUUUGGUUCGAGAAGCUUGACCCUACGCAACUUUGGUUAUAUCAUCAACUCAAUGAAUUGUGUCUUAUUGA